Molecule: messenger RNA, 240 nt
Organism: Macrosiphum euphorbiae (potato aphid)
Lineage: Eukaryota; Metazoa; Arthropoda; Insecta; Hemiptera; Aphididae
Source: the annotation of a GenBank genome assembly
AUGCCUUCUGCAUCAUCGUCGUCGUGGUUGUCGUCUGAAAUCACAGACUCGGACGAAUGCAUCCGUUCUACAGCCGAGUAUACUGCAAUCUCGUCAAACAGCUCGUCGAUCAAUCCUCUUGGAGAGAUUUCUAAUGAUUUAUCGAUUAUCGACGAUCUAUAUCUUUCGACUAAGCUGUUGACGUCAUCCACUGUAAGUCUCAUCGAGCGAUCGCUCGGCUCCAAAAUCAUACGAACCUGA